ACUUCGCGCGUUGCUGCGGACGGAGGAGGCUGUGCGUUCACACCCACAUUCAACAGGCACCGGAUCACAGCUGGUUUACGCACGGACUGGAGAGCAGUCCAGAGCGACUGCAGACCGACAUCGAGGAAGAUGAGGACUCUUUAAUUUGCGCGCAAUGGCGCCUAUGCGCAAAUCCUUUUCUGCCAAUCCAGAUUUGCGCUUCAAUAAGUAGAUUAAAGGACAAAAUAAUAAUAAAAAACAACAUAUAUUGAUAGAUUAGAUCUUAACUAAGUUCGGAUAAAAGCAGAGGAGGAUGGGUACCCCACACAACGGAUCCAAUGUAACAUCGAAUUACACCAACCAGUUCGUGCAGCCGCCGUGGCGCAUCGCUCUCUGGUCUGUCGCUUACAGCUCCGUGCUGGCGGUGGCCGUGUUUGGAAACCUCAUCGUGAUAUGGAUCAUUCUCGCCCAUAAGCGGAUGCGGACGGUGACCAACUACUUUCUGCUUAACUUGGCCUUUUCGGACGCGUCGAUGGCCGCUUUUAACGCUUUGAUAAACUUUAUCUACGCUGUCCAUGGAGACUGGUACUUCGGGGAAGCCUACUGUAAAUUCCAAAACUUCUUCCCAGUGACAUCUGUGUUCGCAAGCAUCUACUCCAUGACUGCAAUAGCUGUGGACAGAUACAUGGCCAUCAUCCACCCACUGAAGCCCCGUCUCUCAGCAAAGGUCACCAUGGGAGUCAUCGUCAGUAUCUGGAGCCUGGCAGUGGUACUGGCUUUCCCUCUGUGCUAUUUCUCCACCACUCGAGCUCAACCCCACAGAACCAUCUGCUAUGUCGCCUGGCCUCGCAUGGAAGAUGACCCCUUUAUGUAUCAUAUCAUAGUGACUGUGCUACUGUAUGUGCUGCCCUUGGUGGUGAUGGGCAUCACUUACACCAUCGUGGGGGUGACACUGUGGGGUAGUGAGAUUCCUGGAGACUCAUCUGACAAUUAUCAUGGACAGCUCAAAGCUAAAAGGAAGGUGGUAAAGAUGAUGAUCAUUGUGGUGGUGACUUUUGCCCUCUGCUGGUUGCCGUAUCAUCUCUACUUCAUUGUGACCGGUCUCGAUAAACGCCUGAUGAAGUGGAAGUACAUCCAGCAGGUUUACCUGUCAGUGCUGUGGCUGGCCAUGAGCUCCACCAUGUAUAAUCCUGUUAUCUACUGCUGCCUCAACAGCAGGUUUCGAACCGGCUUCAAGAGGGCAUUUCGCUGGUGCCCCUUCAUCAAGGCAUCCAGCUACGACGAGCUGGAAUUGCGUUCAAUACGACUGCACCAAACACGCCAGAGUAGCAUGUACACGCUGACGCGGAUGGAUACCACCAUGGUUGUGGUCUACGACCCUGCUGAAGGCAAUGGCGGUGCAGGAGGAAGCGAGCGCGCCCUGCCUGUCAGGAAGAGAAGCUACGUCACGUCACGCCAGUCGGAGAUCCUUGCCUCCAGUGGUGCUGGUGCAGGAUCACAAAAUGGGGUCGCACCGAAAGCCGAAAUUGAGGAAUUUUCUUGAAGAGCACAUUUGCUGAGAUCCACAUAAAAACCUCAUAUAUAUAUAUAUGUACAUGUUUGUGUGUGUGUACGUAAAGAAAUUUAAACAGCGUAGGCUGUUCAAACACAGGCACAUGCUGCAGUAGCUUGGCUCAGACGCUGCAGUAUGUCUAGAAUUAAACGUGGACUCCUCAGCAUGUAGAGAGGCUGUGCAAACCAUAAUAAUCAUCUGACUACUUUCUCAGCCUAACAUGCAGUCCUGACUGCAUUAUUUAAAUAGCCGCUGCUGUUCAAAUGUUAGUUUAAAAAUCCCCACAGUUGAUAUACAAUAUCCUCAAUUAAGACUUCCUUAAUCAGCAUUAGAACCUGUGAAAAAAAAAAUCUGAAAGUACAUAUUAGCAGUUAUGUACGAAUGAAAUAUUUUAUACAUUCCACUGUAAAAACUGUGAGAUAAUGUGAUUUGCAGUACACGUUCUCCAGCUGUUCACCCCGUGGCCAUGCAUGGCCGCACAUGGACAAGCCUCUGCAGAGUUAUCAGUGGAAAAGCUGCUGACUGAACUCUGCUUAACUCCAUAUGUGGCUCUGAGUUUAACUCUCGGUUAUAUAACAAUUGAACGGGAUGUGCCCCGCUAACUGGCAAAAAGCCAGUGGUGAAAUCUAGUAUUCAUUUGCAGCUCAUCAAUACACAGGCUGAGGGACAGUCUUACUGACGGGAACCUAACAAACCCGUCCAGAGCUGAGUUUUCCAGUGAAGUGAAUUUCCACAGUUAAGUGCAGCUCGUUUCUUUCGAUGGUUUUUGCAGUGAAUUCUCAGAAAGCCUUAUGGUUUUGGCUCGUUGUUGCAAAUGCAGUAUUACUAGAAUGUGUUAUGCUAGAUGAAUAGUUCAGUAGUUGGAACUUAUAUUGAAUCAUGUUAAAAGUGAGACAAUUUUAACAAGAUUUUUGGGCAAAUAUUGUUUAUGUUUAGGUUUACUAUCAUUUUUUUGUACUUAUAAAACAAUCAUGGGGCAGAUUCGAUAUUUUCUUUACUUGUUUGUACCCAGUAAAACAUGUUGGCUUUAACA
Molecule: messenger RNA, 2564 nt
Organism: Poecilia latipinna (sailfin molly)
Lineage: Eukaryota; Metazoa; Chordata; Actinopteri; Cyprinodontiformes; Poeciliidae
Gene: tacr3a
Product: tachykinin receptor 3a
Exons: 5
Coding region: 293-1522 (409 amino acids)
Biological process (GO): positive regulation of flagellated sperm motility; G protein-coupled receptor signaling pathway
Cellular component (GO): sperm midpiece; plasma membrane
Molecular function (GO): tachykinin receptor activity
Source: RefSeq, a predicted model, not a curated record